Macadamia integrifolia is the source of this 594-nucleotide messenger RNA. Its product is annotated as secreted RxLR effector protein 161-like. Bases 1 to 594 code for a protein of 197 amino acids. The record is from RefSeq and is a predicted model, not a curated record. NCBI's taxonomy places the organism in Eukaryota, Viridiplantae, Streptophyta, Magnoliopsida, Proteales, Proteaceae. The transcript is spliced from 2 exons.
AUGAUAGCAAUUGGCUUUGCUCAGAGUAAUGCUGAUCACAGUUUGUUCGCCAAAAGGGAGGGUGAUCUGAUUAGCAUUCUUAUUGUCUAUGUGGACGACACUGUCAUUACUAGAAAUGAUACUGCUGAGAUCUCUAAGCUCAAGGCCUAUCUUGAGACUGGGACAUUAGGGUGUAAGCCUUCAGAUACACCUAUUGAGGCAAAUUCCCAUCUCAAGAGCAAAGAAGGUAAAUCAGUUGAUAAGGGUCGAUAUCAAAGGUUAGUUGGGAGACUCGUCUACUUGUCUUACACUCGACCAGACAUAGCUCAUGUAGUUAGCCCUGUGAGUCAGUAUAUGCAUGAUCCUUAUUCCUCUCAUACGGAAGUUGUGAUUCAUAUUCUUCGGUAUUUGAAGACAGCUCUAGGGAAUGAUAUCUUAUUCUCCCCUUUAGAGCACAUAAGAGUCGAAGCCUAUACUGAUGCCAAUUGGGCAAGUUCUCCAAAUGAUCAUCGUUCUACUUCAGGCUAUUAUACAUUCGUUGGUGGCAAACUGGUUACAUGGCAUAGUAAGAAGCAAGAAGAUGUUGCCAAGUUUAUUGCUGAAGAUGAAUUCUGA